AUGCCGCUCCGCCUCGGUAUCCUAGGUGCCAAUGCCGCAAUUCAGAAAACAUACCUCCCAGUCCUCCUCACUCUCAAAACCCACUACACCCUAAGCGCAAUCUACGACCCAAAUCCAGAACUCGCGAAUCAAUGCCAGUCAACAUUCAACAUCCCGCACAACCUCCCAAUCACCGAAAUCCUCAACCACAAAGAAGUCGACCUAAUCCUCAACCUCCUCCCAAUGGAAUACCACGAACAAUAUACCGUGACAGCCCUCAAAGCCGGCAAACACGUCAUGGUCGAAGUGCCCCUGACAAUGAGCAUCCCAAGCCUUCGCCGCAUCCGCGAAGCCAUAAAACAAGCUCAAGAACAGCACCCAGCAACAGCGCCCAAGGUUGUCGUCGGCUGUGCGCGCCGCUACGCCCCUUGUUUCACAGAUGUCUUUAAAAAAGAGCUCGCAGACCUGGGCCGCAUCUACUACGCGCGCUGUCGCCAUAUCGCCGGGCCAAUGAACACAGGCGGGAAACCGGCCGUCCACAAUGAUCCCGAGCAAUUCACUGCACUGUUGGAAGAUGUUUUUGGCGACGAUAUCACUCCCAACCGCAUUGCGUUCUGCCGAUACCUGGGUAUGCUGGGGUGCCAUGAUCUAUCAGUGAUGCGGGAGUCGCUCGGGUUCCCGGAUGCUGUUUCCAGCGUUGCGAUUACAGAUCCGUUUUACUCUGCUGUUUUUCACUAUACAAAUGACAGCAGUGGCCAUCCUUUUACACUGUUGUAUGAGGCGGGUGUUGAUUCUGUGCCGAGGUGUGAUGCCCACCUUACUGUUUACGGUGCGCGGAAGACGGUCAGUGUUCAGUAUGAUUUUCCGAGACCGGGGGAGAAGAUUAGCACCGGAACUUUUGUGAAGGUUGUUGUUGAGGAGGCGGAGGUGGAGGAGAAUGGGGCUGGGGGUGUCAGGCGGGUUAAACGUACUGAGACGGUUAGUACGUGCGAAGAGGCUUAUGAGCGAGAGUUUCUGGCUUUACAUUCUCAUCUUGUUGGCGGGGAGGCAAAGACGACAGCUGAUGAUGCCGUUAUGGAUUUACGGUUGUUGUUGAUGGUCUUUGAGCAUUACAACCGCCAAUGUGGAACUAUCAGCACGCCACUUGGUUGA
Messenger RNA from Penicillium soppii, 1131 nucleotides. RefSeq names its product Gfo/Idh/MocA family oxidoreductase. The record is from RefSeq and is a predicted model, not a curated record. Lineage: Eukaryota; Fungi; Ascomycota; Eurotiomycetes; Eurotiales; Aspergillaceae. The transcript has a single exon. Gene Ontology annotation, cellular component: cytoplasm. Gene Ontology annotation, biological process: NADPH regeneration. Bases 1 to 1131 code for a protein of 376 amino acids. Gene Ontology annotation, molecular function: oxidoreductase activity; nucleotide binding.